Ectocarpus siliculosus is the source of this 43101-nucleotide messenger RNA. NCBI's taxonomy places the organism in Eukaryota, Phaeophyceae, Ectocarpales, Ectocarpaceae. The record is from the annotation of a GenBank genome assembly.
AUGCGAGGGAUGGUGAAGAGGACGUUAGCUGCGGGCCUUGUCCUUGUCUGCCGGUAUCGGGUCUGGACGGAAGGAGUCGACGCAGCCCUGCAGUCGGCGGAUACUUCCUACACGCGAGGCUACAGUCUCGUUCAACCGGAGCAUCUGGUGGCGUACUAUCCUCUCGAUGGCGACGCUGGGAACGCGGCUGCGCUGUCUUCUGGCAGCGACGCGCUAGACGCUGAUAAUCAUGGCGGGGUUUCUACAAGCGAAGCCGUAGCAGGCUUGGCGCACUAUUGCAGUGGACACGACUACCUCGACGUACCAGGCUUGGAUGUCAGCCCGCGAGCGUUCCCGCAGCUCACGAUCGGCGCUUGGGUGAAGGUCUUGGCCUUUGACACAUCUAGCUCACCCUCCGGGGCUGGUUGGGGUUCUUCUCGGUAUCUCUUCGCGGAGACCGAUAGCGACGAAGAUGGCGGCGAGAGUAUAGCCCGCCGUUUCGUAGCCCUCGACUUCCGCGGCAACAGCGAGGCAGUACAGCAGCAGACCGCGUCCAGCAGGAAACCAGGGUGGGCUUUGGGCACGGGGUACGACGGCAACGGAGCGCUGGGUCUCGGACAGCCGGCGGAGCUGUCAAGGUGGGCGUUUGUAGCGGCGGUCUACAACCAAGAGGCCGGAAACGCCACCCUGUACGUCGACGGCGUUGCCGCCAUGGCGCAGACAUCGGUUCCGGAGGGAGGGGUUUUCUCAAGAAAACAAUCGGGAGACAACACCAAUGUUACAGCCGCUGCUGUUACUCCUUUCUCGACAGCAUUGCGCAUUGGAGCGGGUCCUAGGGCGGUGGCGGCGGGAGACGGCAGCACUGGUUUGAUAGGGUUCGUGGACGAAGUGUUCGUGUACGGGACGGCUCUGAGUGUGGACGAGCUGGAUUACCUCUACCGUGCGGCACAGGCUCCUCUUCCACCGUCUGCUGGAGGGGCCGGGUACGCCCUGAGGUUACAAGGGCAGCAAUGCCUGGAUGUUAACCUCGCCGGCCUCGAGGAAUCCGAGGAGCUGGCAAUGGGCGUGUGGCUAAACCCAUCACAGGUUUUGGAGCGCGAGUCGGGCUUACUCGACUGGCGGACACCGGGCGGCACCGCUUUCUACGUCACCUUCUCGCACGAUGUGUCCGCUCGAAAAACUACCGUACGGCUAAGGCUUGGGGAUGCCUUGGACUGGAGUGCGUCGUGCCCGUAUCUAGAGCCAGGGGCAUGGAGCCAUGUUCAAGUGCAGUGGAACGCCUCUCACGCACAAUCCUAUGUCAAUUCCUCCCUCUGCGGGAGCGUGGAAUCGGGUUACGAUGUCGUGGGCGGAACUGGCUGGGGAAGCGGUGGCAUGGGUAACGUCACCAUAGACCCAACUGUAGGCGAAUCUUCAGGGAGCACGGACGGCUUGCUGGUAGGGGCGUGGCGGGGAGCGCCGGAUGGGGUCGGCGCAGGUCGCUUGGGGGGCUACUACACAGGGCUCCUGGACAAUCUCGAGAUAUGGUCCUCGGCGGAGGGGUACAGAGCCCGUGACCCACGCGUCCCGACCACGGGGUCCGAGCCAGGUCUAGUCUCCCUCUGGACGUUCGACGAAGGCAGAGGCACGGUGACCGUCGACUCGGCAUCAUGGCGUUCCCCGCAGCGAGGAGGCAUCGCCCGGCUCGGCGUGAUCACGCCCGCGGCCGCCGCAGCGGCUCCAGCCAUGCUCCAAGAAACUCUCUCUCGGGAAGAGCUGCCCGGGCGCCCAGACGCGCCAGCGGCGACGUGGAGCGUCUCGACGGCCCCCGUCGGCGUUCUCUCGCGGUCCUCCGACGGCCGCCCGUUCUCCGUCCGGGUCCGCGGCACCGACGCGCACGCGCGCUGGCCGCUGCAGGCCGUGCUGACUCGAGUCCCGGCCGGCGGGACCCUGUCGGUGGCCACCACCACCCCCGUGGGCGAAUCGACCGGUGGUGUCGCGGGGGAGGCGGCGGCGCUUUCAGCAGGCGAUGUUGUACCGGUGGGUGCAAGGCUCGUGUAUCGGCCGGACGCGGGGGCACACGACCCUUGGCUGGGGGGGGAAGUCGGAGAGUACGGGGGUGGUAGCGCCGUCGACUGGAGCGCGGAGGGGGAGCCGUACGACUGGUUCGGAUACCGUGUGGAGGCUGCUAAGGGAGGGGAGGUCUCGGAAAACGAGGCGAUUGUGUCGCUCAGCGUUCGGCCGUCCUUGAAUGCCGCGCAUCUGGACUGGCCGGUGAAGGACAUCACGCUGUACGACUACGAGAUCCAAGACGUGGACGCCUGGGAAGGCCAGGGCACCCCGCUCCGGGUAACCCUCGACGUGACCGAGGACUUCGGCACAGGCCCGCACGCCCCAACGGUAUCACUCUCGGACAGAAAUGGCCUGAGCUUCGCGGCCCUCGGGCGCGGCGACGGGUUGCGAGACUCGUCGACGGCCUUCGUGGCCGAUCUCGAUGACGCUAACGAAGCCAUCUCGGCCUUGACUCUCCACACCACCGCCGAUGACGGCGCAGUGUCCGCCUCCGGGGUCCUGUCGCUCGGAGUUUGUGAUUCGGGAGAGUGGAUGGCGGCGGAGGCCAGCGGUGGUGGCGGGCGGGCGGCGUGGUGGGACUGGGCAGAUGGGUGCCGGGAAGGGGGCUGGGCGGGGCAAAACUUGACGUACGGCUUUCGGAUGGGAACGAUGCCGGUUAUCGAAGGGGUGUGGCCGGCUGCUGCUCCGACAACCGGGGGACUGACCGUCGAGAUCCGUGGGACAAGCUUUGGCGUUUCCGACUACUCCUGCGUUUUUGGUGACUACUCGGCGGGCGUCACCGAAGCGAAACAUGCCGCCCCAGGCCUCCUCGAGUGCCUCAUACCCCCGGCCGCCAUCAACGAGACCAGCGGGUUCCCCAUCACCGGCCCGGCCUCCUUGCACGUAGUCAGCGCAGUGGGGUUCGCCAGCAACAGGCUGCGGUUCACGUUCUACACGCCGCCUACGCUCCUCGGCGUAGUCCCGGCCUUCGGGUCCAUGGAGGGAGGCACUCGCGUUGUCGCAACGGGGAUCGGUUUCGCAGACCUUGUGGGUGGCGUCGGCUGCUCGUUCGGCGGAGUGGAAACCCCGGGUAAAGUGUUGUCGGCAUCCGAGGUGGUGUGCACUUCCCCGGCAGCCGUCAUCGGGGGCGUUGGAGUCGGGAACGAAGACGAAGCGCUCCACUUUGUCCCGUUCCUUGUGACGUUAAACGGGCGGCACUACACUGGUGGGCAACAAUCUACGGACAUCCAAGUGGCAUUCGAGUACACUGACGUUCCGGUGGUUUCCUUCAUCUCGCCGAUCAGUGGCCCGCCUGAUGUCAACAGUGGCGGCGACGGAAGAAGCGAGGAUCGCAUGACGCCGUACCUAACGGCACGCGGAGCUCACUUUCGCGAGGGCACGGGUUUGGCCUGCCGGUUCGGGACCCUGCCGACAGCCGCGGUGUUUGUGUCGCCGUCGGAGGUUCGCUGCCUUAUCCCCCCCAUGUCAUCGGCCACAGGAGGCGCCCCGAAUGUUGCCGUUACCGCGAACGGCGUAGACUUUAGCCGGGAAGGCCCGCCAUCUGUCACGUUCACGUACGUCGCUCGGCCGACACUUGUGGGGAUAGCGCCGGACCUGGGCCCUUCAACUGGAGGCUCUACGAUAACCGUUAUUGGCGAAAAUUUCGACCCGGGCAUGAUAGAGUCGGUGCGACAAGCUUCGUUAAUAUGCCGCUUCGAAAUGGAGGAUGCCGGUGUUUCGGGCUUGAACGACGACGUAAGCCCAAGCGGCAAUCCCGCCCGAACCCUGGUUUUGGAAGUCGCCGCUACUGUGGAGUCUGACAGCACGGCAACGUGCGUAUCUCCUGCGGUAACCGGUUCUGUCACCACGGUGUCGGGGGGAGGGUACGCUGCUGUACGGGUAUCGGCAGAUGGUGGCUCAAGUUUUUCGACAUCGGAAUCGAGAUUCUUCUACUACCCCAACACGGAGGUAUUUUCGGUGACGCCGAUGACAGUACCCGCUUUCAAUGGUGGAGACAUCAUCGUCUCUGGCCAAGGGUUCCUGCCUGCUGGAGGGCUCCUCCUGUGUCUGUACGAAUCGGCUGCAGCCGUCUCGAUCUAUGAUGAUCCUUCGCGGGUGGCCGAAGACAAUCCUGUUGUCCAAACGGAGGGGGAAAACUACACCUUUACGACUGUUGCGGUGUGGUUGUCGUCCGAGCUGGUUCGGUGCAAGCUUCCCGCUCUAGACGUCGAGGCGGGGACGUCAUCGGCGCUCGCAGUACGUGUUGUCAACAACGGGGUAGACCCGUCACCCAGUGCUGCUCAACUCCUCGCCUAUACUUCCCCAGAACUAUCGAGCAUUGACCCGUCAUCAGGCCCACGCACCGGAGGAACGCCGGUCACACUGACGGUUGAUGGGUGGGGGAUACCCGCAACCGAUGUGGGCGUUGAGAUAAGCUGCCAGUGGGGAGGGAACGUUUCAACGGAAGGGGUGCUAUCUUCCGUCGCUGACGAUGCACAAGCAGCGAACCACCGUGUUUACGUUUCUUGCGCGUCGCCCUUGGCGUCCACGGCAUUGCCAGCAAGCAGUAGUCAAGAAAUCGUCGCCUCCAGCGACACCAGCAUCUUAGAGGUUACGCUGCUGGUCGACGGUCAGGCGGUCAGCGACAGCGGCGCAGGACUCCCUUUCACGUUCUACGAUACGCCCAUCAUCCUCGAUGCGUCGCCAACCGCUGGCGGGAAGCUUGGAGGCACAGACGUGGUCAUAAAGGGCUCUGGCUUUACGUUCGGUACGCCGGGAAACGCGGGUUCUGGCCAGACGGUGUGCAAAUUUGGGGAGUACUCCACGGUGUCUGCGGCUGUGGUGUCUGAUGCGGAGCUGCGAUGUCGAUCUCCACCUUUUGUUGGCGAUAACUUUUCGUCGCCCGCAGGGGAAUCCGUGGAUGUGAAGAUCUCCAUGAACGGCGGCGUGGACUACUCCUGGUCUCCCUCGGUAUCCUUCCAAGUUUUACCGAUUGCCAGCACCACCGGGGUAUACCCCGAGAGCGUACCGCUAGCGUGGGAAUCCGAGAUAGCUGUGUCGGGCACCGGAUUCUCGCCGUCCGGGCUGCUGUCAUGCGUGUUUCGUCGAGGCGACACAGCUACCAAUCAAUCGGCUGCCACCUCUGCCGGCAGCGUCGAAAGCCUUGUUCUAUGGACUUCGCCAGCGCGGUUUUUGUCAACAGAAGCAGUCAUGUGCACGACUGCAUCCGUCGUAGAAGGAAUGACCUCCUCAGCAUUUACACCGCUUCCGGGGGAAAAUGCGCCGCCGAUAAUCCAAGUCGGGGUGUCGAACAAUGGCGUGGACACGGAUGGAUCUUGGGCGGAUUUGGCACUGUCUGACGCCCCCAUCUUGGUGAGCGCUACUCCUUCGGCUGGCCCGAAGUCGGGUUGCACAACGGUCACGGUUGUUGGUCAAGGGUUCCUCAACUCGUCGGACCUUUCGUGCGCGUUCGGGACAACCUCCUCACCCGGAAUGUUUUUUGACGCGGGCAAAGUUCUCUGCCGGACACCGAAGCUGGAGGACAGCGUCGUUGCGGAAGGUGGCGACGCCGCACCGGUAACGGUGGCGCUUAGGGUUAGCAACAACGGUGUGAGCUACUCAAGCGCGGAACUCGAGUUCUUGUACGUCUCGGAGGCGACGGUUUCCGCCGUUUCCCCCAGCGUGGUCAGCACAGAGGACGUUGCGAGUGGUAGCGCGGUCGUGUCCAUUUCGGGGACCGGAUUCGCGCAGUACUUGGAGGAACCCGGAGGCGAUGACGGCACUCGCGGAAGAAGUUUGCUGGCGACGAAUACCACGUGCAGAUUUUCUGGCAUCGGCGAUUCCUUGGCUGUGUUGGUUCGCCCCACCAUGAUUACAUGCGGGCUCCCCGCCGUUAACGCUACCCCGGGUGUGGUGGCGGUCAGCGUGAGCCUCAACGGCUACGAUUUUCCGGCGUCUGAGAAACGCGUUUCGCUUGCGCUUGCGAUGACUCCCCGUGCGGGGUCGUUGUUUCCGGGGACUGGGCCUUCAUCGGGAGGCACCGUCGUGCAAGUGUUCGGCGACAACUUUGGCGGCGACGUCGACCCGCUCGUGUGCACGUUUCAGUUUGGCGUGGAUGCGUUGGUGGAUGUUGCGGCGGAAUACGACGGUCCAGGGUCUGUCCGCUGUACCACUCCUCCUCUCCCCAUAGUGGGGGAGGAGACUAACAGUACGGACUCCACUGCUGGGGGAGAGGCGAUGAUGGCCGUGGUGCGAGUUCAGCGGGCCUCAAUGCAGAUGGCACCGAACAGCAGCAGCCUUACUCCUGGGGUAGAGUUUUCGUACUACACAACGCCGAUGGUUUCAAGCCUAGCCCCUCAAACCGGGCCUGCGGGAACGCUUGUGAACGUUUCAGGCGAAGGUUUUGUGGACACGGCCGGCUUGACAUGUCGCUUCGGGGAUACCACAGUCACCCCCGUAGAGUACAAGAGCGACAAGAUCGUGGUGUGCAGAGCACCGCGGGAAAAGAGCGACGAGAGCAUCACGGCUGUCGAGGUUUCGAACAACAUGGUCGAUUGGACCACUUCCAAGGUGGUAUUCGCAUACCGGCCGCGCGCGGUCAUCGAAAGCAUCACCCCGAAGGUUGGUCCGGUGAACGGGAGCACAAUCGUUCGCGUGGUGGGGUCCAACUUCCCCGCAAGUAGGAUCGGCCGUAGCAGUAGCGGCGGCGGCGGCAGCGAAGGAAGCACGGCUAAUAUUUCUUGUCGCUUCGGGUCGGUGCUAGUCCCAGCUACGGCUGCAUCCACCGUGGACAGUGGCGAGUUGUUCUGCGUGUCUCCGGCUACCGACAGGCCGGGGUCCGUUUCUCUAGAGGUCGUCGAAAACGGGCUGGACGUGACAGACAGCGGCUGGCGCUUCGACUACAUUCCGGACGUCAAUGUGACGGGAGCCUAUCCUUUGACUGGCCCGGAGGGGGGCAGCACCAAGGUGACCAUCACGGGGCCGGGAUUCCUAGGCUCAGAAACGGUGGUAUGCCAGUUCGGGGCGGCGGGAUAUCGUGCUUCCGGGCGUUGGGUGAGCCGCACUUCCUUUGUGUGCGAUACGCCUCCACAGAGGCCGGGGAGCGUACGAUUGGCGAUCAGCACGAACGGGCAACAGUUCGCCGAUGCAGGGCUGGUGUUUGCGUACCAGCCGCAGGCGGCCGUGCUGUCCGUGUCACCGCGAAGCGGGUCGGUCCACGGGGGUACCGUAGUCUCCGUGACAGGGGCAGGUUUCGUCAAUUCCACGGAAGUAGCGUGCCGCUUCGGCGACCGCAUCGGAGAUGCUGAGUACCUCGAUCUUGCACUAGUCCUCUGUCGGGCACCGGCGGCGGAGAAGGGGGCCCACAACGAUGAAAGUUCUUCGGUACCGGUUAGGAUCGCAAACAAUGGCGUCGACUUCACAGACAGCGAUGGCCCGGGCGUGAUGUUCGAGUACGUGCCGUCGUUUGAGCUUCUUUCUGUGGAUCCCACGGGUGGACCCAUGAACGGCGGCACCACCUUGCGCGUACAAGGGGUCGGGUUCGGCGCCGCUGGAAACCUCAGCUGUGUGGUCAACGGGCUUCAGAUCGAUACCGUGGUGGAAACCACGGGACACCUCGUUUGCGUCACCCCUCCGGCGCCGAACGCUGGGGUCGUGGACGUGCGACUCACCAACAACGGGGUGGAGAUGAGCUCGUCAGCCGUGAGAUUCCACUACCACCCGCCCAUCGAAGUAGACUCCGUGUACCCCACCUCGAUGCCUGAAAACGGGGGGUCCAGGCUGUUGGUGACGGGCUCAGGGUUCACGGAUAUGAGUGCUCUGGCGUGUGUGUUUGUGUUUUCUUCGGCUACUACUCAACAAGUGACUCAGACAGAGACAGCUGGCGUCUACCAUUCGGACAGCUUGGUUUCUUGUGGAAGCCCGGAGGGGGGAGGUGUAGGCCCUGCUGUCUUGCAUGUAACCAAUAACGGCGUGGAAGCCUCCGAUUCUGGAGUGCCGUUUUUGGUGACGAGCACGUCGACUGUCACAACGCUGUGGCCUUCGUCUGGUUCAAGCAACGGCGGCACGAUGGUUCGAGUGCAGGGUACGGGAUUCUUGAACUCGACCACCGCUUUCUGCAGGUUUGGAGACGACGGUAUCGUUAGCGUUGACGCCAUCUUUGACUCCACGAGCGUCGUGUGCACGUCCCCACCAAAGGGUGACACUCUCCCGACCCAAGUCAUGGUAGAAGUGACCAACAACGGCUUGGACUGGACGUCAAGCGGCGUCCUGUAUACCUACCUCCCUCCGAUCACGAUCACCGGAGUUUCGCCGAAAGUCGGUCCGUUGAGCGGAGGUACUGUCGUUAGGGUGAGCGGGUCCGGUUUCGAAGACGCCGCGGCCGGCAGUGGGAAGAAGCUGUUGUGUCGAUUCGGGCAGAGUGUGGUCACUGCGGCUGUGGCAGGCGUCAGUGGCGACGCUCUGUGCGUGGCACCGGCCUACCAAAGCGUCGGCGCCGUUUCAUUGAAGGUGAGCAUCAAUGGCGUAGACUAUACGUCCGAUGGAUGGACGUUCUACUACAGUCCGGACAUAAGCGUGGAAUCUGCGUGGCCCCGUGCAGGGCCAGAGUCAGGAGGAACUGUGGUCACCGUUACAGGCAUGGAAUUCGUUGACAUACACUCGAUAAUGUGCGAGUUUGGGUCAUUAGGCACGCUGGUGCCUGGGAGGUGGAUGGACUCGACAACCGUGACGUGCGUUUCUCCGCCUCACAUGCCGGGGGCAGCGAUCCUGAGGCUUAGCGUGAACGGGCAACAGUUCAUCGAGACAGGCCUUGCGUUCCAGUACUUGAUCGAGUCGACCGUUCGAGCCAUCACGCCUUCUUCUGGGCCUCAGCAGGGAGGAACCGUGGUCGAGGUUGAUGGGACGGGGUUCGUCAACUCAACGGGACUGUCAUGUCGCCUGGCGGGACGCCGCCUGCCUGCCACGUUCGUUCACAGCGGGCGCGUACGCUGCAUCACACCCACUUCAGCGACUUCGUUGGCGAUGCCGCUGGAAGUGUCCAACAACGGCAUUGACUUCACGAACAGUAGCACGGUGCACUUUACGUUUGUGCCGGCUCUUGAUAUCCGGCACCUUUGGCCGAUGAGCGGCCCGAUCGGCGGCGGAACAUCUGUCUCGGUGUACGGGGCGGGCUUUGCGAGUGGUAAGAGCAAGGUGCUUUGCAUCUUUGGAGGAGAUCGCGCUCACAUGACCCUGGCGACCGUGCACAGCGACGACGAGCUCUCUUGCCCGACGCCACCUCUCGGCGACUCGUCGCCCACGGGCGCCACCGUGCGCGUGGAGCUUACGAACAACAAUGGGGUUGACAGGGUCGCGUCCCCGAUGAACUUCUUGUACGUGCCACCGAUCCACCUCUUCAGCGUUAGUCCGUCCCAGUCUGGCGAGGAAGGCGGCGUGACGGCGGUCGUCACAGGCGAAAACUUCCUUCCCUCGACGUCGCUUAGCUGCAAAUUCGGCGGACAGGAUGCCACCCCGGCGGCCUUUAUCUCCUCGAAGCAGGUUUCGUGCCUGGUUCCGGAGUCGCCGACGGGGCCGCGGCAAGUCAGCCUAACCGUCUCCAACAACGGUCAAGAUUUCGCCGCCAGAUCGCCGCUCGUGUACACCUACCUGUCGGCCUUCACUUUGACCAGCAACGAGCCAAGCGCGGGUCCUGUCGACGGUGGGACAGAGGUAUUACUAGCGGGAACGGGCUUGAGUCAAACGGGGCCAUGGGCUUGCGUAUUUGGCGAGAAUGUCGCGGUUCCGGCAACACAACUGGCCAGCGGGCGUCUCCGGUGCAAAUCUCCGCCUCAGCCACCUGGCGUGGCAAAGAUUCGCGCUUUCAGGUCCCCGUCCCCUUUGGCAUCAGCAGUGUCGGGGGCAAUGGCUGCUGCUGCCACGGACUCCUUGCGAGAUUUCGGGCUUCGAUUCCACUACCAGGGCACAGUGUAUAUUUCCUCGGUAGAGCCGCGGAGUGGAUCAACCGCAGGGGGCACGCCGGUGACGUUGCGAGGUUUCGGCUUCGGAAACUCAAGCAGCACACUAACCUGCGGGUUCGGCGAGCAGAACGGCCAAAUACUCAGGUCGCCAGCUCUACGCGCAUCCCCCGGCGUGGCAGUUUGCUCGUCCCCGCCGCGUCUUCCUCGCGAAAGGCAUUCAAGCGGCGCCACCUUCUUCGAUGGUGAAAAUCCGUCGGUUGUCUCGGUAACUUUGAGUCUAAAUGGCGCCGACUUCACCACCCGCGGCCGGCAGUACAUAUACUACGAGCCUGUCGAGGUCUUGGGGUUGUUCCCAGCGGUAGGCUCAGUCAACGGAGGCAUGGUCAUCACCGUCGUGGGACGUCACUUCCUCCCUUCGGAGACGCUCAGCUGCCGGUUCGGAUCCUUUGCGGCUUCUCCCGGAGAGUUUCUGUCUUCGGAUGUGAUCCGCUGCACGGCGCCGCCGUCUCCGGACGGCCCCAUCAAGGUGGAGGUCUCCGUGUCCAACAAUCUCCUGGAGUUUUCCGCGCCGUCUGCGGCAACAACUUUUGAAUACCACCCCCAGGCCCGACCAGAGAGCUUUCAUCCCAGGGCCGGUCCUCUGUCCGGCGGAACCGUGAUGACGGUCGAGGGGGGUACCUUUCCCGCCGCAACAGCACAACUUGCGUGCCGUUUCGGAAGGGCCGUGGUGAAGGCAACCCUGCAGUCACCGGCGCAGAUCACCUGCCAAGCUCCACCUUCGUCGUCCGAGAAGAACGUACUUGUACAGGUCACCAUAAACGGCGAAGAGUGGGAAGACGUAGGAGAUGGUGGUCUGAUGUUCCGGUACUAUCAGGCUCCCCAGGUUGAGGCGCUACACCCAAGCACUGGGCCACCAAUCGGAGGAACUCAUCUGUCGGUCUUUGGGCGUCAUUUCACGCCUGUUGCAGGGGUAGGGCCCGUUCUGUGUCGGGUGGGGAGUUCGUCCGGCACAGCUGUUCACCAAGUUUCUCCGGCCCUAGGGUGGGAAGGUUCCUCCAGGUUCGGUGAAAGGGCAGAGAGCGACGUCGUGACCUGCAAGGUUCCUGACCUUGGUGCCGACGACUUCACGGCGGUUGAAGUUGCCGUGAGCGCAGACGGAGGGGUGCAUUUCUCGUCGCCACCGUUGAUGUUUUCAUACGUUCAGGUACCGAUUAUUCAUUCCGCAACCCCGGAAGCUUCAAUGGAACGAGGAGAGGUAGCAAUAACCGUGACGGGUGAAGGAUUUCUUAACCUGCCCACGUUGGCCUGCCGUUUCGGUCUAGCGAACUCGAGCCGACCCGCUGAGUUCGUGUCCAGCCAACACAUCCAGUGUUUCACACCCGCCGAGUCGGAGCCCGGUACGGUACACGUUGAGGUGACUCUCAACGGCGUUGACUACACAGCGCAGGAGAUACGCCACCACUUUUUACCGACAGCGAGUAUUGUUCGGAUAGACCCCGGCGUGGGCCUUGCAAGUGGUCGCACGCCUGUUGUCAUCGAAGGGUCAGGCUUUGACGCAAUCGGACGCGUAGAAAGGACAAGAAUCACCUGCCAGUGGGCGGUUCCGGGGCUCGAUCCGCCGGAGGUGCUUGUGACUCGGGCUGACGUCUUGUCGGACUCGACCCUGACUUGCCUGUCGGCGCCUGCCGGGCAGAACGGAGGAGUCGCGCACGUGUCCGUCUUUGCGAACGACGUAAAUAUCGCGGAUGAAAACGGCGACGGCUUGACUUUCGAGUACAGGGUGCGCGCGACGACUUCACAGCUGUUUCCCACACACGGCCAGACCUCGGGCGGAACGAGAGUCAAUGUUACUGGCGAAGGCUUUACCGACGAUGGCGGUCUCACCUGCCGCUUCCUUGGAGUGGCUGCAACAGAUGGAGGCAGUGUUGUUGAGGUGGUGGAAGUCUCCGCGAGCUUUGUGUCGACGACAGAGGUGCACUGCUUGACGCCCUCACUGGCCUCCGUCUAUCCACAUGGCGUUGGGAACUCUUCGACGGGUGUGGGUCACGCGCUGGUGGAGAUUUCAAACCGCAGGUGGUCGCAGUCAAGAGACUUUGACGCCAACCGAGGGCUGUCGUUCUGGUACCUUCCUCAGCCAAAGAUAACCAAGGUAGCACCCUCGUCGGGGUCGUCUGAGUGCGGGGCCGAGAUCCGCAUCACUGGGGGAAUCUUCAGGUCCGGCGAUAGGAGCUCCUUGAGAUGCCGCAUCGGGAGCACCACGUACCCGGCGGCGUUCGCAUCCCCCACCUCAAUCUCCUGCGCUGCGACGGGACCCGUGGGCCCUGGGUCGUACGAAGUCGCGGUGACUGACAACGGGGUCGACUUCGUCGGUGCUGAGAGCGCUUUCAUGUUCCUCCCGGCGGCGACGGUGACGGCCGUCAGCCCGUCCUCCGGUCCGUUCGUCAGCGGCGGGGACAGAGGACAGCAAGCGAUCCUUCUAGAGGGAACCGGUUUCUCGACCAUGGAUAGGCCUUCUUGUUCGUUCGGGGAGAUGGUUGUAGCCGCUUCCGAGGUAAUUUCGGCCACCGAGGUCAGGUGCGUUCCACCAGCAAUGCCGCAAUUGUUGGGGGCGUUGUCGACACCGCUGUCUGUGCCUGUCCGAUUUUCCAACAACGGCGUUGACUUUGGAGCUUGUGACCACGACCAUACUGGAGGUGCCGGCGCCGAGCCGAUGUACGUGUUCUACAACGAGCCAGCAGUAACUUCUCUGGCGCCCUCGCGAGGAGUGACGAGCGGGCAAGCAUCUACCGUGUUACUGACCGGCACUAACCUCGCCAAACGCGGUAACGCAACUCUGGCGGGUGAAAAAGAAGCUAGAAUUCUGUUGUGCCGACUUGGGCCGCACGACAACAACGCCACAACGAGUGGUGUCGUACUCAGCCCCAAUGAAGCAACCUGCCCGGUCUCCUGUGGCGAUUUCAGCGGGCUCACGAUCUUCGAGGUGUCGCUGAACGGCGGCGCUCACUGGACUGAGGCUGACGUGGGCUUCCGUUGCGACCCCCUUCCGGAAAUAUCUUCCGUCACCCCGGAAAUGGGCCCGACUACCGGCGGUACAGGCCUCAUCAUAUGGGGCUCGGGUUUUGCAUCCAGCGAGCUUUUGGGCUGCAGUUUUGGCCUUGGCGGUACGGAAAACGUUUCGACCGUGCUUUCUAAAGCCAGGUUUAUCUCGAGCUCAGUCAUCGAGUGCGUGACGCCGGCAGCUUCUGAGGCAUCCGGACGCCACACUGCCGACGUUGCGGUUUCUAACGAUGGUAUCCACUUUUCGCCGCCGGCUCCGGCGGCCACGUUUGAGUACGUCUACCAGCCGAUGGUUACGCGUAUUGAUCCGGCGUUUGCAUCCCCGUCUCUAGGCGGAGCACCGGUGACAGCCAUCGGCACAAACUUUGUUGACACGCCCUCCUCCGCAUGCCACUUCACACCGUUGGCCACGAAUGGGGGCGGUGAUGCUGCUGAUGGGGAAUGGUCCGAGUUUGGCACAAGCAUCAUGACUCCGGCAACCUUCAUUUCUAGCACCGAAGUAUCUUGCCAGACGGGUGGUGUAGUUCUUCCUGUCGGGCCUGCGCUGGUGGCAGUUUCGGUUAACGGAGUCGACUUCGACCACAACAACGGAGCAAUUAUCGAUCUGGAAGCCCUGCCGGAGGUUUUCAAGGUGGUGCCGGCGAGGGGCAUGGCUGGAGACAUAGAGACGCCUGUUGAGGUGUACGGAACUGGCUUUGUCAACCGCACGGGUUUGCUACUGUGCCGCUUCGGUGAAACCGGUGUCGUCGAAGCUUCCUUCGGGUCCUCUAGCGUCGUGAGGUGCUCCGCUCCCGCGCAAGCCGAACCGGGAGCGGUCAGCGUCGCGGUGUCGGUAGACGGCGGCGUGACCUUUGGGGGGGAAGGCUCGUCUGGAUUGGCAUCGGUUCUCCACUUCCGCUACCUAGCACCUUCCCUCGUGACCGGUCUAUCUCCUCGCUGCGGCCCCGCUACGGGGGGUACAGUCGUUUCUGUUGUUGGCACGGGCUUCAACAGCGACUUCCGCUUCACGUGCAAGUUCCAGCCGAGCGGGCCGGUGGUCGAGAGCGAGACGGCAGCGGAGACGGUAGGAGUGGAAGCACUCGCAGCUUACGUGUCCCCUUCUGAGCUUGCGUGCAUCGCGCCGCCUGUCGUAUCCGAGAACAAUGUGGGCCGCGCGAUGGACGUGCAAGUUUUCGUCGACUUCGGCAGCGAAGCUGUGGCACGCCUUCCUACUUCUGGCAGCGGCUCCUUCACGUCUGUUCCGAGCUUACAACUGUCGGGCUUGAAUCCAGAUCGCGGGUCAGUGGCGGGAGGAACGCUCGUGGAUAUUUUCGGGGCCAAUUUUGCUGCCCUUCCUGCUGCGAGUGGGGGUCUUGCUACAACCGCUGCUACGGAAACAGUUUGGUGUCGGUUCGGCUCCAUUGUGACCAUAGGGUCCCGCUUUUCGGACGGAUGGGUGCAGUGCUUGUCGCCGCCCUGGAACGUUGGACUCCCCGUGGAAGUGGAGGUCAGCGUCAGCGUGAACAGCGGGGCCGAUUUCGAGCGAGGGCCGCCGGGGUCACCUCUGAUCUUUUCGUACGAGGAAGCGGCGCGGGUUAUCUCCCUGUCACCCGCCUUUGUCUCGUCCACCGGCGGGACGCGGAUCACUCUCAAGGGCUCCGGAUUCCCACGUCGCGGGGACGCACGGUGCCGCUUCGUGGAGGGCACUCCGGCUGAAGAACAAGCUUCUUCCCCAGAUCCGCCGGUUGCAACCUCCUACGCCUACGUGAUUUCCGAGGGAGAGCUCGCCUGCAGCGUCCCUUCUUCGGGACUCGGUCCAGGAGAGCGCGGAUUUGCUCACGUUUUUCUUGCCACCACCGGCGACGACUUCAGGCCAACCAACCUCUUCGUCAAUUUCGUUCCCAACAUGGAGGUUUCGUCGGUCGUCCCGCGGCGGGUCACCGAGCAGGAAGAACACAUCAUCCUUGUGGAAGGAAGCAACCUCCCCGAUCUUCCCGAUCUCGCUUGUCGGUUCGGAGGAGGCGGUGAGAACUCCACCGUCCCCGCCCUCUGGUUGGGAUCUACAGCAAUGCGUUGCGUCGCCCCACCUCUUCCACCCGGGGAUGUAUCGGUCCAGGUGACGUUCAACGGCUUCGAUUUCGUCGAAGCAUCUCAACUGCUGGCGGUGGACACGAAACUGACGGUAGCGGGCAUUGCUCCCCUGUCUGGGCCGAUCGCCGGAGGCACUGAGAUUACCGUCACGGGGACUGGCUUUGGCAUCGACGGUGUUCUAGGCGGGAACAUCACGACUAGUGGGUACGGGUUUGCUUGCAUGUUUGGCGAAUCGCAGGUGGCUGUCGUUGCCACCGUUAUGUCGCCCGGAAGCGUUGUUUGCCGGACGCCUCCCGGGUUCGUCAACACAGGCGUGAACUCCAGCGGGUUGGUUCCCGUUACCGUCGCCAGGCGUCUCGACGGCGGAAGCACCGGGGAGAUGGCGGUUGCCCCGACCCCGCUCGUUUUCCUCUACCUCAGAGAGGCGGUCCUGACCAGCCCGACCCCUAACAGCGGGCCGAUGGUUGGCGGCACACGAGUGACGCUAUCGGGCGUUCAGGAAGAGGUUUCCUUUAUGCGAGCAGCGGGGGUAGAACCGGAUCUCCGGUGCAGUUUUGGAGCCGCUACGGAUGCCGCGAUCGUUCUACCACGGGGUCAAGGGAAUGACGUCUUCUGCAUCUCACCGCCGUUAGUGGGAGGAGUGGAGUUUUCAUCGAAAGACGUCAGCGUUACGGUGUCUUUCAACGGCGGGGCAGACUUCACGGUGUCCGAGGCUGUGUUUGUGUACUUUGAAACGCCCGAGGUAUUUUCAGCGCACCCUUCCACGCUUUCCGCUGCUGGUGGAGCGGCAGUGACACUGAGAGGGCGGAACUUUCCAGACGCCAAGGACGGCUUCAAGUGUUUAGUUGGUCCAGACGCCCAAGCUGCUGAAGGGGUUCGAGUGUCCUCGACUGUACUUGAGUGCGUUGCUCCACCACACGCUCCGGGAUUUGCCUUGAUCUCUGCUUCGUUCAACGGGGCGGACGUCUCCGCAUCGACCGCUCUACUGGAGUAUCGCGAGGAUCUGCACGUUACGUCGAUUGUCCCGGCGUAUGCCGCCAUCACCAGCGAGGCUGAAGUUACCCUCAGAGGCACGGGGUUCAUUGACUCCUCGUUGCUGUGUUUGCGGUGGCGUCGUCACUCUUCCGCCGAGGCAACUGCUAGAGGUCCCGGCACCAAACGCGAGAAGUGGCACACGAUUUUCCUCGACUACAUCAACAGCACGGCCGCCACGUUCACAGCUCCGUACGUCGCGGCUGAAGACAGCAGGGAUGAGGGGAGUUCCGUCGAGCUCCGGAUAGAAGUUUCGAACAACGGCUUGGACUUCAACCCUGUCGAGGACUCCGUGCGGUUUGCGAUAGCGGGGCGCCCUCGAGUGCACAGCGCCUUCCCAAGGUACGGAAGGGGCGCAGGAGCAACGAAGGUGACACUUGUCGGCACAGGAUUUGUCCCGGCGGCCACCCUGUGCCGGUUCGGAUCUCGUGAACGGAACGACACGCACGGUGACCGCAUCGUCGACAAGCCGCUAAUCGUCGUCCAAGCAGAAGUGUUGAAUUCCACCCACCUGGUUUGCGUGACUCCGGCAUCAGAUAGCCACCUUGUAGGAGACUUUUUCAUCGAAGUCGUGACGGGUGCCGUGACCAACGACGACGCUUUGGCAACGGCAAUAACCGACAACGUCUACGAACGGCUUGUGGACCCCCUGGCCACGGCUGGGUUCACGUUUAUCCCGGCUGCGGGGGUGAUAGCCGUCGAGCCCACCGUCCUCCCUGAGUCCGGGAAUGUUGUCGUCACCAUGGAAGGGUAUAAUUUCACCAGAACCGGUCUAGAAGCUUGUCGGUUCGGAGGAGAAGUGGUGGUCGGUGCUGCGUUGUGGAAUUCGUCGGCGGUGAGAUGCCAAGCCCCGCCCAUGCCUCCAGGUUCUUAUUCGCUGGAGCUCACCCUGAACGGGGGGGCGGAAUGGUUGACGGUACCCGCUGGUAUGGGCUACGAGCCUGAUCGUUUCUUGUACUCGCUAAGCCCGUCUGCUGGGCCGCUGAGCGGAGGAUCGCUUGUGACGAUCACCGGAGUUGGCUUCGUGGAUUCUUCCUUGGAGGAGAAUGAAGCUGGGUCCUUGUACUGCAGCUUUGGUAACCUCGAGGUUGUCGGCCGUACCCUCAACGACAGCUCGCUUCAGUGCACCUCGCCGGCGGUGCCUAUGGAAGGGAUUGUCCCGAUAACCGUAACGUUACGGUAUUCCAACACCAAACGCAAGGUUGAAUUCAUGAUCAUGGACGGCACCAUCUCGGCAGGAAAGGGUGCCGAUGGGGACGAAGGCCUUACCUUUCAGUUCUAUCGCGACGAGCUUGUGCUUGGAAUCCGACCCUACGAGGGUCCCGUGCGGGGAGGCACCACGCUUACCAUUACCGGCACCGAUUUCCGCUUCACACCGCAGCUGGUCGCGCGUUUCGCGUAUGCGGGGACUUCGGGCCGAAGCGGCAACACUACCGCAACCGUCACCGUGGCCGACUACAACCAGAGCGGCGCCACCACUGUCACCGUGCCGGCGCGAUACUUGAACAGCGAAGAACUCAUCGUACAAACGCCACGGUGUCCGCUUGGUUCAGGUUUGGGCGGUUCAUUUUUUGUCGAGAUUUCGUCGAACGGGAGGGACUUCACUCCUUCUUCCGACGGCCCCUUGUUCUUCUACGAUGCCAGCGAGCCAUUCGUGGAAUCCCUGUCCCCUGCGGUACUUCGGGAGAGCGGGGGUGUCGUGCUCACCGUCCGGGGCUCGGGCUUCCCGGAUACCUUCCCCAGCACUCUGGCGUGCAAGUUUGGCGGUGGAGAUGACGCUGUAUCGGUCCAGGUCACGAGGCAUUCAAUGGAACUCCUGACCUGCCUUUCUCCACCACGACAACCGGGGCUGGUAGGGGUUUCCGUUUUCUCUUAUGACCAGUUGCUAAACUCCGACGGAGAUCUGCAGGUGGAGUACAUCAGUAACCUGCGCUUGUUCUCAUCUUGGCCUGCACUCGGCCCGGCCGCGGGCGGAACGACGGUGACCAUUCUAGGGGAAGGAUUUCGCACGGAGGAGACGUACGCGUGCGCUUUUGGAUCGCAACAGCUACCGUCGGUUGAAGCGAUGGUCGUCAACAGUUCUGCGAUACAGUGCCUUUCGCCGAUGGUGCCCGCCGGCGAGAAUGUUACCCUUCAGGUGUUGGCUGUCUACGACGACGUUUUUUCGCCUAGCGAGAGCUACGUGUACGGUCUUGCUUCCACCAAAGGAGAAACGGACAUCGUUCAGACGACAACAGCUGAACAGAGCGAUGCAAGCCCCAUCUCGACGGCGUAUCUGUCCUUUCGGUAUCACGAAGACGUCGAAAUCUGGCGAGUCAGCCCACAAAACGGCCCUGCCUCGGGGGGCACCGUCGUUCGCGUGUCGGGGUCUGGCUUCAUUGAUCUCCCCCAAGCCGCGUGCCAGUUCGGAGCCGGAGAACCCACCCCUGCAACGGUAAUCAGUUCGGGGACCCUCGUCUGCACGGCCAGCUCGCUUACUGCCUCCGCCGGCCAUUCCGCGCCUAAGUACACUUUUAUGAAUGCCUCUCGUGCGGAGAAAGGAGUCGAGCUACGAGUAUCCAUGAACGGAGUUGAUUUUGUCCCUGUGAAUUCGUCAAUUUCCUUCUUGUACGACGACGACAUGUACGUGUUGUCGCUCGUCCCCGACCAAGGGCCGGCGACGGGAGGGGUGCGGGUUCUCGUCCGCGGAUCCGGGUUCCGGCCGGACGAGCGACUCGCCUGCCGGUUCGGCCUGCAGGAAAGCGCGGCGGAAUACAUCCGCGGGGACACGAUCGCGUGCCGUUCCCCGCCUCAAGCCCGCGUGUCUGCGGUCCUGGUUUCCGUUACUCUCAACGGCCAGGAUUUUUCCUCGCGCAGGCAACCGGCCUUACCGGUUCCACUCGAUGCCACUGGAGAAGACCUGGGCGGGGCUCUGUUCACCUACACCGAUCGCGCGGCCGUCACAGCCCUGGCGCCGGACAGUGGCCCGACCCGCGGGGGCACGGUCGUAACUGUCUCGGGGGUCAACUUUGCUGGCUCGUCGAGCCUGCUCUGCCGGUUCGGCGACCUCGUGACGAGCGCGGCCGUGUUUGUAUCGACGGAGAUGGUGACCUGCGUGUCGCCGGCUGUCCCCGUUGGAGCGGCGGGCCGCGUCUACCUCGAGGUGUCGGAUCUAGGGAGCACAACGGUCACGCAUGAUUCGUCUUCAUCGUCUGUAGGAAGCGAUACUUCAUCGUUCGAGGUACGAGAACCGGGCGAAGACCCGUCGCUGUGGACCAAUAGCGCCGUGGAGUUCACGUUCACGGAGGACUCCGUAGUGCUGGCUGCUUUCCCUACCUCCGGCCCUGCCGAGGGCGGGACGCGGGUAACCCUGACCGGGUCCGGCUUCCAAGAUGUUCCGGAGCUGGGGUGUCGGUUCGGCGGUACCCACUCACGGAUGUUGGACGGAAACCACAACCAAGAUGGUGGCGUCGUUGACGAGCCGCUCGGAGCGGGAACAACCGCAGAGGUGUUUGAAGCUACAGCCGUUGAUGUGCGAGCCACCUUCGUGUCGCCCACAGAAGUGGUGUGCAGCGCGCCCGAGCAGUCGCUCGAAUGGAUCGAUUCUUCCGGAGCCGCAGGUUCUUCUCCCCCUAGUGGGGCCACAGUGCGAGUGGCGGUAACGUUAAACGGGCAGAACUACAGCCUGAGGAUGGCGCAAUUCACCUAUUACCCCACACCGCAGAUUUCCUCUGUUAGCCCGGAUCGCGGCCCCACUUCUGGAGGAACAAUGGUGACCGUUUCUGGGGCUAACUUGACCUCCGCCGGUACAUACCCUGGCUUCACGGAAGGGAGCCUGUUGUGCCGGUUUGGAGGUCCUGGAGGCAGCACCGUCAAUGCUGAGCCUGUCGUCGGGGGAGACAAUAAUGCCGUACGUUGUGAAGCGCCAGUGGACCCUCGGCGGGACGUCGGGGGAAGCGAGGUCCAACGGGUGUCUGUCCACGCUUCGAACCGUGGACCGGAGGUUCAGGUUGUGGAAGCGUUUGCCUUGCCGGAGAGUGAUCCCGUCUAUGAAAUCUCGGUGCGGGGUCGGGGUUGGCAGAACGAGGUGCAAGAGAUCAGGGCCGUCGCGGCACCUGCUUCAGACGAGACAGAAAUACAGGUGAUAUUUUCCUCGCUUGAGCUCGCGCGGGAAGUGCAGCGAAUAACGGUGGAUGCUUCGGCCAACAUCAGCGAAGUCCAGCAGAUCACGGUGGCAUCUAUGGACCCGUCUACCCUGUCCGGGUCGUUCGCCGUUAGGCAUGGCUAUUACCUUUCCCCCGCCGUACCGUUCAACGCCACCGAGGACGAGCUCCAAGAAGCGCUGGCGGGAGUUCCAAGUUUGGGAGGGGGCAUCGUUGUUCGCGAGCCUUUCUACGACGCUGCCUCAGGCCUGGAAGGGACGCGGUACAAUGUUACUAUGGCGUAUGCUAUUGGCGACCUGGCUGCGCUCGCGGUGGUGACCGACAAACUAUCGGGUGUCGGACUCAACGCAACGGUGACAGAGAUUCUCAAAGGAAGGCCCUGUGAGGUCCAAGAAGUGUCUACAAGGGGCGCUUCCGGAGGGACCUUCACCCUUUCCCACGGAGGGGAAGAAACCGCUGAAAUCCCGUGGAACGCUACAGCCGCAACGCUCCAAGCCGCUUUGGAGGAGCUUGACUCCGUGGGUCGGCUGAUGGUCAACCUGACGGACCCAAAUUCCUACCCCCCAGGGGGUCGGACAUGGGCGGUCGCCUUUGUAGGCUCAGCGGGCGACCUUCCGUUGCUGACGGCAGACGGGGAAGGGCUCAUCCCCGACCCUUCCCCGUUCUCUCGCACCGUUGACGCCGACCAUGGCUACAAUAGCUACGCCAACGAAGAGACCAUAGCGUAUUGGCCGACUGAUUCGGCCACCAUCAGCGUGUGGGAGGCGCAGAGAGGAGAGCCGGCCGAGGAGGCGGGGAUGCGGCACGGGGGUGGUCGUGCAUCGGGUACCGUUGACCUCGCGUUCGAUGCCAAUGGGGAUGGGACGCUGGAGGCUUCGGAGACUGCCACUGUUGACGUGGACGCCAGUGCCUCGGACGUGCAGGCGGUGACAGGCACGCAGCUGGAGGUGCAAAAGGUGGAAACUACGGGAACUCCUUCCGGAACCUUCUUCUUAGGGUUUGUCGAAGAGGAAACCGAUGACCUAGCCUUCGACGCCUCUGCAGCAGACGUGAAAGCCGCUCUCGAGGCGCUCGUCAACGUGGGGACCGUCGACGUCGCCCGCGAAGACGGGGAUGGCAGCGACCUUUACGCUUGGAGCAUCACGUUCACCGGACCGGUGGUGUCGGCGUACAGCAGUGUCGACAGCGAUGAGGAUACGGAUAUCGACGAAGCGGCAGCGAUGCUAUCGUUUCCUUUGCUGUACGCCGGAGGAGAGAAUGGUGACGACGGGCUCGGGUUAGGGACCCUUGGGAUCGGGGGGGAGCUCAACGUUUCCAGGGUACAUCGCGGCACGCUAGGGUCGCUGUCCGGAAAGAUCAUGCUUUCCUUUGAGAACGUCUCUUCUACCAUGGAGGAGGCGGCCAAUACUACUUCAAGUGCUUCCCUAGCCGUGGCGCACGACGCCUCUGCCGACGAGAUGAAGGACGCAAUAAUAUCUCUAGCGGAGGGUUCCCUUGAUGCUUCCGUUGGAACCAUUGACGUCUCGCGAGAGGCAAACGGAGCGGAGGGUCUUCAGUCGUACAGGUGGACUGUCACCUUCCUAGAUCUCGCAGCCAACGUUCCUAAGCUCUCCGUAAACAGCACGACGGUGGAGUACGGAUCAAGCUCGGGGCAGCGGGGCACGAUGACAGUGACAAACGGGGGGGUUGGGGUGGCUUCGGUAGGAGCGGCGACCUUGCAGGAAGCGUCGGCUAUUUGCUGUAUCGGAGGAAACUUUUCUUUGAGUUUUGACGGUUUCGAUGUCUUCGACGUCGAUCUCGAGAAUGACGCUAAUGCGUCCACGAGCGCAGCCGGCCUGGUCGAGGCGCUCGGAGACGUGAUACAGGACGAAUGGGGCUCUAUCACGGUAGACCACACGCAGUUACUGGACGGGGGCUCGAUCUGGAGGUUGACGUUCGACGAUUACUCCCUGGUCGCCCGCGCCGGCGGGGCGCCCCUCAUUGCGGUUGCUCACGAUAAUACAACUCGCGGGUUGGUUUCGGUCGAGCGCGUUGCCGAUGCGGCAAGCCCGGCGGUUCACCGCGUGCUUGUGGCUGCGCUUUCGACGCUGCAAUCGACGGGAACGUUUGCGCCGUCUCUUGAAGGCGUCGUGACCCGCGCGAUUUCUGUGGACGUGUCGGCCGACGAUCUGCAGGACAUACUCCGCGAAGACUUCUCCUCGCUCGGGGUGUACCCAAGCGUAGCAGCUGUCGGAGCGGCCGAUCUCCGCCUUGCCGGAGACCACCGCGCCUGGGACGUGUCAUGGGACUCGACCCCCGGAAGAGCCAUGGAGAGCGCCGACUUCUCUUGCGCCGCGGGAGCGAACGUCACGGCCGCCUACACGGGCGAGGGCACCUGCACGACGGAGCUCUUGGCGGCUUCCGCCGGCGGUGCCCCGCUCUCCGGCAGGUUCGCAAUCACGGUCUCGUCCUCGAUUCCGUCCAAUAACGAUUUGACGGACGACACGGCGUGGGGCACGGCAGUCGAAACUACCGCCUUUCUCGAUCACAACGCCACGGCGACGGAGGUUCGGACGGCUCUCGAAGCGCUGAGCAGCGUGGCCGCUGCCAACGUUGAGCUCGUAAACUUCUUGCCCAGCGGGAAUGGGAGCGCAGGCAGCACCUAUCUCGUUACGUUUACUGGCGCAUCUGGGGCGGCAUCUCCCAUUGGAGGGCUGUCUUUGACGACGUCGGCGGCGGGGCUUAACGGGACCGGAGCGGAAACUACCGUUGGCGAGGUGCACCCGGGAUCGCGUUGGGGCGGCGAGUUUGCCCUCUCGAUCGGUGGUCUGGAAGGCUCAGCGCUACCGUUCGAUGCGCGCGCGGAGGAAAUGCAAGAGGCCGUCAGCGCGCUCCUUGCUUCCGCUGGCGGUGAAAACGAUGAGAAUGGCGUUGAAGUGUGGAGAGAGGACUACGAGGCCGGGUUUCGAUGGAUUUCGGUGUUUUACGGGGGAGAUCUGGAUGGGGAUAUUGAUCUGAUGGAGGUGGCGUGGUCAGCGUUGCACGGAACUGAGGGCAGCGUACAGGUCUAUCGCCGUACCGACGGCGCGGAUUCUGCCGGAGGGACCUUCACCCUUGCGUUCAACGGUGACGUCAGCGAACCUCUCCUCUGGAACGCCAGCGCAGCGUCUGUCGAGCAGGCACUGGAGUCUCUUCCCCAAGUGGGAGACGUAACCGUGGUUGCCGAAACGCCCCAAAAGUCCGAUGCGACCGUGGAUCAAAAUUCCUCAGAAACGGCAGUGUCUUGGACGGUAGAAUUCACUACGGUGGGCACCCCCGCCAACAUCGGAGACCUCCCGCUGCUCGAAGCUGACGGUUCUUUCCUCACGGGAACUACCGUGGGCGUGAGGGUAGAGGAGAUAUCGGCCGGCUGCUGCGAGGUCGAAGUCAGCGCCAACGGCGGGGCGGACUACACGAGUACUGGAUCCGACGGCACGGGCAGCAGCACCACGGCCGCCUUUCGCUAUCAAGACAGAGCCACGGUGCGAUCGGUCACGCCGAGCUCGGGCCCGGCAUCAGGCGGCACGGCCGUCUUCUUAUCCGGCACUGGGUUUGAUCUCCCCUCGACAUCAGGCAACGACAUGCACGGUGACGACUUUGUGUGUGUCUUCGGCGGUAGACUCGAAUCGCCAGCCACUCGGCUAAACUCCACAACGGUCACGUGCGCGUCUCCGUUCACCCCUCUGCGGGAAACGGGAGCCAUGUCCGUGUCCGUGCGGUGGCCGGCACUGGUCUCUCCUUCGACCACAACUGCGGCGUUCACGUUCCAUGAAGACGUCACACUGCAGGCGCUUUCUCCCCGUCGAGGGUCCAAUGUGGGCGUGUACACAACGGCCGUCUUCAUCGGCCGAGGUUCAUUUGUAGCCGUGGGAAUUGCCGACGUUUCAUGCGUCAUCGAGGUCCGCCUUCCAAGCAACAUCACCGGCGGCUACACAGCGCUCACGUAUUCCGCGCCUGCUGUAGAGCUAUCAAGCUCGCUGCAUACCGCGGAAGUCACUAUGGUUUCGAACAAAGAAGGUUACGGUUGCGACAUGCCGACUCUUGAGGAUUUCUUCCCCGGCGUUAGCAUCGAAGACUGGGUGGACAACGACUGGGAUGCGAUCGCCCUCGUGAGCUUGUCGGGAAACGGUGGGGUUGAUCUCACGGCCCCGUUGACGUUCACGUACUUCCCUAAACCAACUGUGGUUGCUGCAUCGCCGGGGCUAGGAGGGGAUGGCGGCGGAACCUCGGUGGUCGUGCAUGGGACAUGGCUUUCUCCGCCGGAGGGAGGGUACGACGAGUCGGAGCUAUUUUGCCGCUUCGGCCUUGCGCCCCCCGCCCCUGCCCAGUACAUAUCGGACAGCGCCGUCUCGUGCACCUCUUCAUCUCACACCAACGUGGCGGCGAUAGUAUCGGUUGAAGUGGAGAGCGCCCGCGUUUUCCACGCCACACAAGAAGUCUUGCUGAGGAUACCUUCGCCGAUGGCUAGCCAGCCAAACGCCUCUUCACACUACUCGGGAUCGGGAACUUGGACGCUCUCGCUCGAGGACUACUCGACGGUCUCCAUGGGUGCAAACGUUACCGCUGGUGAGAUGGCGACUGCUCUAUCAGCUAUGCCGAACAUCGGCAACGCUACGGUUUCCGCGGAGCACCGGACCCUCUCCGACCCGUACGCUGGUCUCUCUUGGAACGAGACGUUGUUCACGGUGUAUUUCGCCGCCCGAGGUGGGGACCUCCCGGUGCUGUCGGCAGACGUCUCAGAUCUGCGGUUGAAAUCUUCGGAGGGCACGGCCGUGGACGGGUUUGACCAAGACGUGUUUGGGUUUCCGGUGCUCGCCCCGGAAGUUUCGGUGAACGUCGCGGAGCGGGGGCACGACGGCGAUGGCAUCGUGCGCGAGGUGCAGGUGCUGAGAACGAACAGAUCAAGCCUGGUGGAGGAGGUUCAGACGGUGACGGUUACGACGGGACUGUCGCCGGCGGCAGAGGUCCAAGUGGUAACGCUUGCGGCCAACGAAGCGCUCUCCGGCGAGUUCACGGUCACCUACCCCGACGUAGGCUCGACCGAGCCCCUGGCCCAUGACGUCUCCGCAGAAGCUUUUGCGUCCGCCAUGCGAGCCUUAGACCCCGACGACAUCGGUGGCGCCGGCGUAACCGUCUCACGUUCUCGAACGGGGGUGCGCGGGUUCGCGUGGACCGUAACUUUCGACGACCUCGGGGCCGGGGAUCGUCCACAACUGGUCGCUACCGCCAACGCCUCUCUAGAAACCCGCACAACUAGCGGCACUCUGUCACUGGAGGUGGAAACGUUGACGGAUGGGGUGGCGGGUAUUGGUGGAACGUUCGAGAUCUCGUUUGACGGGGACGGGACUGAGGAAUCUACUGGUCCGUUGGCGGCGCACAACGCAUCGACUCGAGAGGUCGAGGCGGCGAUAGAGGCGCUGUCUGGGGCUGGCGAUGUAACCGUACAGGUCGAGCUCUUGGACGGUGGGGAUGGCGGCCGGGUGUUCACUGUGACGUGGCCCGUGGGUCGGGGUAACGUUCCGGCGCUUCGAGUGAACGGAUCGGCACUGACCCCUACAGUUGGUGACGUUGGUGGGGUGCUUCUGGAGGCGGCCGUGGCAUACGUCAACGAGACGAUCAACGGAACGGACUCGGUCGGGGGAGAAUUCACCCUUGUCUCGGGUUCCAACGUGUCCACCCCUCUGGCUUUCAACGCUUCUGCAAUGGAAGUAGCGGAGGCCGUUAACGGCAUGAGAUACUGGGGAGGGCUGGUGCUCGUGGAUCGACAAGAUCUGCUAGCGAGUGACACAAACAUCAACGAACGGAACAUGUUCGAGUGGAGUCUCACGUUUUCUCCGACUGAGGGUGACGUGGAAGAGCUAAGGGUGUUCAACGACGACAUCACGGGUCCCGAGGGAACCGCGGUAACGGUGUUUACCGCCGUGAACGGGUCUUUCGAUGAACGUUUCGGAAACUAUACUCUGAAAUACGGAGCUGAAAACGCGACUUGGCCCCUGGCUUUCAACGCCACGGCGGAUGACGUUGAGGAGGCCCUUGAGGCUCUAGAUGAAGUCGGUGAUGUGAACGUCACUUUGCACGAGAGCUCUUCCAGGGAAGACGGAAGGGGUGGUCGGCGAUGGCAGAUAUGGUUCACAGCACUGGGCUAUCCUUCGCACGUGGGCGAGGUUCAGGCACUGUCCAUAGACUCCAGCCAUCUCGGGGGGUCGGGGGCCACGGGUGCCGUCGAAACAAUCCAAGCCGGCUACGGCCCAGCAGUGGGAGUUGCCGUCAGCACAAACGGAGGGGUGGAAUGGUCUUCUGCCACCGUCGCUGACAACAGCGAGACCAUGUAUUCGGCCGACAACGACCAGGAUAUAGCUGUCUUCACGUACCACCCCCCUUUCCUGCUGGGGAGUUUGAGCCCACCGACAGGCCCUGCCAUCGGCGGUACCAUCGUCUCCAUCUCGCUAGCGACGACCUCGGGGCAGAACAACAAGACAACCUCGACGGGUAACGCCUCCUCGGAACAACAAGAGUGGGCAUUCGCCUUCGACCCCGUCCGCGACGCCCUGGCGGCCUGCUUCUUCAACCGGACGUCAGUCCCGGCUACCGUGGUCUCCAACGAGACUGUGGAGUGCGUCGCCCCCCCGACCGUCCCCGGCGGAGGCGUCAGCCUGGUGACGGUGUCCGUGAACGGGGUGCCGGUAGGUGGAACGGGCGUCGCUGGGGUAGAUGUCGCCAGCGCCGAAGGAGCCCUGGAGUUCUUUUACCUGUCGGACGAGGGGGAGAUGUCGCUGUUCCCGCCCAGUGGCCCCGUGAAAGGCGGAACACUCGUAGAGGUUUCCAGCCGCGACAUCGCGGAUGCCGCGGCGGCAUUGCUCUCGCACCAGGCGAUGAAAUCCUCUUCCUUCGACAACAACGCCUCUUUUCCUGUUCAGCUGUCGCCGUCUUCCACGGUUUGUUCGUUCAGCGCCGACGGCAACGAGACCGGAAGUUCUACCGUUUUGGUUGCGGCUUCCGGGCUGUCGUUUGACUGGGAUGUUGCCGUUGACGUCCAUGGACGCGAGAUCGGUGUCGGGCGCGUGCUCUGCCGGUCCCCUCCUGCCCCGGACAAUCUCCCUUCCACGGUUACCGUUAAGCUAUCACUCAACGGCGGCCAGGACUUUACGAUCCACGGGGCGCAGUACUACUACCGGCCGGAAGCCUACGUUUUCGAGGUCGAACCUACGUACGGCCCAGUCACUGGUGGAAAUCCAGUUCGAGUCGAAGGCACUGGGUUCCGGGAUGAGAGCCCUCCUGGGGAGGGAUCAGAGGAGAUGGUGCUGUGCCGGUUCGGGGAUCAGGAAGUCGGCGCAACUGUGCAUGCGGCUGGAUUGAUGUCGUGUCGGGCCCCUCCGAUGCCCUCGGUACCCGAGCAACAAGACGUUGAGGUUUGGACUCUAGCUUGGGCCCCCGAAAUCCAAACAAUCUCGGUGGUGGCGGACGCUCCCUCCCGCGAGGUCUUCAACAUCACCACGGGGAGCGAUGCGGUGCAACCCGAGGUGCAGCUGGUGACAGUCUCGUAUGACGACGUGGAUGAAGUCCAGAUGAUCAAGACAUCGCAGGAUCUUCUUGCGCCGGCGGAGGUGACCGUUUCUCUAUCCGUCGAGACGUCGCAAUCGGAGAUACAGGAGUUGCGGCUGAGCGCGGAAUACCGGCGUGAAGUCCAGUCAAUCGUCGUGAAAGCUUUCGCCGAAAACGGGUUGGCGUCCACCCCGGCUUCAGAGGUUGCCGAGAAGCAGCUUGUAACGGUUGAGGGCGACGGAACAGGCGGUGGGACGUUCUCGCUCGAGUUCGAGGGCGGGGUUGCAUCUUCCCUCCCCUUCUCGUCGGGAGCCGCGGUUGUUCAGGCCUCCAUCGAGACCAACCUCAUAGGACCUACCGGAAGCCUUGGAAGUUCUUCCGUCUCUCUGGAAGAAGCGACGCCCACGAGGCGGUCCUACCUGGUGAAGUUCCCUAGCGAUCUUGGGGACGUGGCUAUGAUCGUCGGGUACGGCGACGUCGGCAGCGUGGUGUCGUCCGUUAUCGUCACGGAGGAGACCCGUGGGAGCGUCCAGGAGAUCCAGCGGGUCUACCAGAGCGGGCAGGCGUCCGGAGGAACUUUCACGCUCUCCCUUCUGGGUGAAAGUACGCCUGACAUUGCUCACAACGCGACAUCCGAUGAGGUACGAGUCGCCCUCGAGGCGAUCUCUUUGGUGGGAGACGUUUCAGUUUCGAAAGGCAACUCGAGCAGCGUGCCAGAGUGGACCGUGACUUUCCUAAACAGCGCCGGAGAUCUCCCGGUGCUUGCCGUAGACAGCUCCGCCAUGUGGGGCGGUGUGACCGUCGCCGUGGACGAAGAACGUAGUGGGACGUCCGAGGGGGUCUCCGGUUCGUUUGCCCUGAGGGUGGCUGGGAAUGACACGGACAACGUGGUGGUUGCCCAUGAUGCUUCGACUGUGGAGCUCAAGAACGCCCUGGAGUCGCUCUCCACGAUGCCCGACGCCUUGGACGUAACUCGGUUCGAGUUCCUAAACGGAGGUUCGCUGUGGACAGUGACGUUCCCAGCGGAAAGCGGGGACGUCCCUUCCCUAGCCAUCAACGCGUCCGGUCUAUCCGGUACGGGAUUGCUCGCAGCUGUAUCCGAGGACACCGCCGGCAGCAGCCUGGGGGGAUCGUUCUAUCUUUAUUCCAACGGCGGUUCAAGUGCAGGCUAUCCGGUCGAUGCCCAAGGUGCCUACCUCGGGGUGGCAGACAGGGAAAACAACGGCACGGGGAGAAGCCAGCGUCUGGCUUGGAACGCAGAAUCGGAUGACGUAAGGGUAGCGGUGGAGGAGCUGCUCCCUCUCUACACAGCUGCAGGUGAUAUCUCAGUCAGCCGUACCAACUCCUCCAAUACCACUUCGCUCUGGGACGGCAACGACGGGGGUGGAGGCGGGUAUACAUGGACGAUCACGUUUCCGGUCUCUGCAAGGGAUGCCCCUGAGCUCGGCUUCGACGGUGCCGCUCUGGAGGGAAAGGGUGCAGCGGGGAAUAUCGUCGAAACGCGGAUGGCCCGGGCGCCGGAGAUCCAGCGAUUGUCGACGCUGGCUGGUUCCGAGGUUUACGGGGGGUUUUCGCUCAUGUUUGCGGAGACGGAAACAGAUCAGCUGCCGUUCAACGCCACGGCAGACGAGGUCGAGAGCGCCUUGAGAGCGCUGCCGGGUCUCGCCAACGUAACGGUAACUCGCAGCGAGCCGAAAGGUCUGUCUUACUACCCGGCCGACCACGCCGCCACGCUCUGGUACGCCUCCUCUCAGCUCUCCAAGAGCAUCGACGUGCAAACAUUUGAUUGGGAUGUCAUCUUCGAAGGGUUGGCAGGGCCCCAGCCCUUGUUACAGGCCUGCUGCGGUGAGAAGGAGUUUGGCGACAAACGUAGCAUCGGAGACACACCUGCCGCAACUCUGAAGUCCAAGUACACGGGCGACGCCUCCAUCGGAGUCUUCCGCCUGUCCCCUGGCACCGGAGAACGCCUCGGCGGAACUUGGUACCUGUCCCUCGAUGGCGAAGCCAGCACGCGCAUCGACGCCGGGGCGAGCGCGGAGGAAGUGUCGGCGGCGGUGAACAACAUAACCGCCGCGGGCAACGUUACCGUCACCGAGAGUACAGAAGUAGAAGGCUACAAUGGAGAGCGUUCCUGGGUUGUGACGUUUUUGGACUGGAAUGAUCCUAACAGUACGGCAACUCCUCCGGUUGUGACGGUUGGCGAUGAGGGUCUCACUGGGACCGGGGCUGCGGCAACUUUGGAGGCUGCGGCUGCUGGUGCGUCCUCCACAACAGUUGGAAGCAAUGGGCAGCUCGAGAUGUCGCACCUGUGCGGCAAAGCGGUGGUACAGCUAUCCUCCCUCUUGUCCUCCGGGUACAUCGACGAGUGCGUUGUCGUUGCCGCUUGGCAGGGGGGAACAUCCUACGCAGUGCCCUCCUUUUCGUUCGACGCGAAUGCCACGUCGGUGGAGACAGCCCUUGGGGGCGUGGAUUCAACCGCGCUCGGACAAGUGUGGGUAUCCAGCGAAGAAGGCGCAUCAGCUAGCGGGGGAGGCGUGUGGAAUGUAACCUUCGUUGGAAACUCGGAAGGUCGGACCCCGGAGCUCCAGUGCGCGUCAGACGCCGAUGCCCAGCAGGUCUCGGAGUCUUCUUGCGAAGCUAUUGGCGGGUCCUUUUCGCUAGGCUUCGGUGGAAAUACCACACAAGAAAUCGCGUUCAACGCUUCAGCGCUAGAGGUCCAAGCGGCCCUCGAGGGCCUGCCGGCCGUAGACAACGUCACCGUCACGGCCACCGACAGCGGCCCAAACGGAGGACGGGAAUGGCGCGUAGUUUUUUCCGGCAGCGAGCUGGAAGGAAACCUGCCUCUUAUGAUAGUCGACACGGCCGGACUCACGGGGGUCGGGGUGCAUGCCGAAGUAGCAGAGAUAACCUCAGGAAACGAGCCCACCGGCCGGUUCAUGCUGCAAGCUGAUACCGCGCCCAGGGGAUGGCCCGAGCACCGGUCGGGAUGGAUAUCCGUAGGGUCUACGGCAGCCGAGGUGGAGCUGGCCGCCGCUAAAAUCCCCUGGGUUCGAGCGGUGGACGUUUCCGUGAACGCCUCCUUGCCGACGGUUGGCCCGAUCGCUUGGGAGAUCACGUUUCCUCACCGCCAGCUGGAAGAAACGCCCGUGGAAGACGACGACGAGCUUCCUGGCUCCGGUUACUAUGUCGCCACCGGACAAUCCGGUGAUCGUCCACCGCUGCGGGCCGUGAGAGCGCAGUUGGCGGGUAGCGGCGCAGCAGCGGACGUAGAGACUAUUCACGAAGGAGAACGGGUCCUCGGCGGGAGCUACGAAGUCUAUCUCGGAGGGGGUCCGGACAACGCGACCACCACCGUCCGUGCCGCCGCGUCGGCGACCGACUUAAGGGUUGCCCUUGUGGAGGAUCUCGGGUUGCCGGAGAGCACCGACGUCGUUCGCGUCGGUCCGCUCGAUGAUAGUCUCGCCUACACGUGGACGGUGACGCUUCCGGAGGGCACCAGCUUGUGGGGUAGUAACGCCAGCGUCGUGGGAGAGCUUACCGUUAACGCUUCCCAUCUCUCUGGGCAGGGAGAAACGUUCGCGGAGGCUCUUCUUGUGCGGGCGGGAGCCGCCCCUCUCGGUGGGGAGUUCAACGGAAAUUCUGGCAACGACGGAAGCGUUAUCGUUACCGGUAAGAGGUGGAGCGUGACUUUCUCGGCCUUGGCCGCCGCGGGAGACGUCCCGGCCAUCGGCGUCAACUGGUCGUCAAGUUCUUUGACGGGUGCGGGGGUCGGCGUGUACGUCAACGAAACGUCGAAAGGGGUGACCGCGGACGUGCAAGGGGUGACGAUCGACGGUUACAGCGGAACCUUCGCGUUCGUCUUCGCCGACGCAACCAACAACGCCUCCACUUCCAACUCCACCUCUUCGCCCGUGCGGUGGAAUGCCUCGUCGUCAGACCUUGCGGAAGCCCUGCUGGAAGCUACCGGGAAACGAGUCUACGUGGAGCGCACGACCGUCACGUCCCCGACAAGUUCUGCUACUAGCGGGGGUUUCACCUGGUUGGUUCUGUUUGCAGAGGCGCUCAGCGAAACAUGGCACAAGAUUAGCCUUAACACGACGAACCUUUUGCCUGAUGAUGCCGUGCUGGCCGGAGCUUCACGUCAGGCCAACCUUUCGUCGGUGAGGAACUCCACGGCAGACGGCGUCGGCGGCGGAUUUUUGCUAAGGUUCGGGCAGAGCUGCGACGAGCGCGCAGCCGGUGUCUACUGCUCGGUGGCCUCAACUCACCUGCUCAGCUUCGAUUCAUCCCCUGGUGACGUCAGAGGCGCACUGGAGGCUCUGCCCGCCGUCAUCGAUGCAGCCGUCACCACGACGACCGGAAGCGAUGACGACGGCAGCAGCAUUCUAUGGAAGGCCGGGAUCGGGAAAACAGCUCCUGACGGUUUCGGGGUUUCCUCAUCGCUGGCCAGAUUCCGCGUGACCCUUUCGGCGGUCGCUUUCAACGCGUCCGACUCGGAGCUAGCGGAGUACUGGCGGCGUACGUGGGCGCCGGAGCACUCGGCGACGGAGUGGAGCGGGGACUUCGCCACCACGGACCUUCCCCUCGUGGGUGUCGACGUGACCGGACUGGUCGGCUCGCACGCCGCGGGACACGCGAAAGAGGUCACGAAAGGGCUCUCCACUGAGGUUGGAGGCGUCGUCGCGCUUGAGGUGUCUCAAAACGCAGGGCGAGACUACACGGCGAGCGGCGUAACGUACGUCUACGAGGCUUUGGUGUCCGUAAGCGCGCUUUUGCCGGACCAUGGGCCUAUCUUCGGUGGGACAGAGGUGCUUGUCCUCGGGGAAAACUUCCGGCAAUCCAGCCGCCUCGCUUGCCAGUUCGGUCCUUCGGGGGUAGACCCACGGGUCACCGUCCCCGCCACCUUCCUCAACACGUCGGCAUUGUUGUGCCUCUCUCCGGCGAGACUAACGCCACCGGCCCACCCGGUCGGCGCCGCGGCGGCAGUCGAGGUGACGAACAAUGCCGCCGUCGGAGGGGGUGCUGCGCCUUGGUCUACGUUCUCACGAUCAGGCGUUUAUUUCCGGUACGAGGCAACCCCGGAGAUCGGGAGCGUGGUGCCUCACCUUGGUCCGGCUUCGGGAAAUUUCAGCGUUCGUGUGGCGGGCGGGCCUUUCCCGGACACGCCGGAGCUAAGGUGUCGCUUCGCGGGAGUAGUUGUCCUGGCGACCAGGCUGUCCCCGUCAGAGGUCCAGUGCUAUGCACCGCCGAUGGAGGCUGGGACGUACCCCCUGGAGCUCUCGCUCAACAACCAGGACUACACUGGACGACGGUUCCCGUUUUUGUACUUCGAUGACCAGGCGCUGGCAAGAAUAACGCCGGUAUCGGGGCCGGCCGAAGCGGCGGGAACAGCGGUGACCUUCUACGGCCGCGGUUUCGUCAACACAACCAAGUUAGCGUGCCGUUUCGGACUCGCUCCGCCCGUUCCUGCCAAGUUUGUGAACCCCAACGAACUUUUUUGCGAGUCGCCACCCCUCGUGUCAGCGGUAAAUCAGGACAGCGACGACGGUGGGAGCGGGCUACGGUGGUCGUCUUUGAGCGAAAUCUGGCAGCGAGAAUAUGAGCCUUUGACGGGGUCUCGGCAGCUGUUCCCGGGCUCUCACUAUCACCCACUGUUUCCCCAACGGGCCGUUGGAGUGGAGGUCACAUGCAAUGGCCAAGACUACACGGACAGCGGGGCCACUUUCCUCUACCAGGCGGACGCCUCCGUCCACAAUAUCUCCCUCGCCGCCGGCCUUGACCCAGGGGGUUCUGCCCUCUUCAUCACCGGCGAGAACUUCGUCAACUCCACCUCGCUGUCCUGCCGAAUCGGCGGCUCAAACACUCCCGGGACCUUCCUAUCAGCCAGCAUCGUUCUGUGCUUCGUUCCGCGCGCCGCCUCGGCUUCGAUACGUGGCUCUUCCGCAGAAUCGGCUGCCGCUGUUUUCGAGACCGCGCAUGCCGGGAAAGUGGAAGAGAAUAGCGGUUAUAACCGCGAAACUAACCGCGGGUUCGGUCCCCGGGAAGGCGACGAUGGAUCAUCCCCGGACUCGUGGCUUGGGCCCCUGGACGGCGGCGGGGACUCGUUCUACGUAGAGGUGUCCAACAACGGCCUUGACUACACCGCGGAUCGGGUUAUUUACACGGUGGAGCAAGCGUGCCCUGGAGGCAGCUUCUGCGUAGGGCCCAGUGCUGCGUCCAUUCUUGCUUGCCCCCAGGGAGCCUUCUGCCCCGGAGACUCGAACAAGAAUUUCACCCUGUGUCCGCUCGGGACUUACCAGCCCAGCCGCGGCAGAAGUGCGUGCUUGCGCUGUCCGGUGGGUUUCCAUUGCCCGGACGAAGGCAUGCCUGUGCCCCGCGUGUGCCCCGCGGGUCGCGUGUGCGACGUGACCGGGGUUGCGAGGGCGGACCAGCCUUGUCCUGAGGGCCACUUUUGCCUGGAGGGGACGGCAACUACGGCAACAACCUGUGGCCACCCAAGCCCAAGUUCGCGUUUGUUCCCGACUGCAAGUCAUGCGGAGACAACAUCCACGCUGCGGCCGGGAUAUGAACCCCUCGGAAGCGAGCUUGUUCUUGGAUCUAGGGCAGUCGCGUGCUGGAAUAACGCCACAGAAGACUUUGGGCUGCAGAUGUCGGACAUGCCUGCGAGAUUCUGGAUGGAAGCGCACACUAGGCCACUCUCCUACGAUUCUCCCUUUGCGCCCCUACGGGGCCGAUACUGCCUGGACAGCACGUGCGCGAAACUGGACGACGCGAACGACUACAGAGUCGUCGACUCGUCCGGUUUCGACUACGCCUCUUUCCGCCUUCGCCGUCCCGUCCCGUGCCCGGCGGGUACGUACUGUCACCCGGGAUCUGCGUCCGACGACCUCGGGAUGCACAACUUUACCAUGCCGCAGCCCUGCCUGGAGAGCAUGUUUUGUCCCGAGGGAAGCUCGAGACCGUCUGGGGUGGGCGAAUGCCCGUCCGGGUUCUACUGCCCUACGGGGAUCCGUCUGUCGUGUCCCGUGGGAACGUACUGCCCGCGCGAGGGUCACUGGGACCCCAUGCCCUGCCCGCCAGGCCAGUUCAGCGCGAUGGUGGGGCAGAAGGCGUGCACGUCUUGCCCGAGGGGCUACAUCUGCCCCGGGUUUGGCAGGAUUGACCCCACGCCGUGUCCGGCCGGGAUGGUGUGCAGCAGGGUUCUGCUUACCUCACCUAAUCAGCGGUGUCCUCCCGGUUUCUACUGCCCUCAAGGGACCGUGACCUCCGACCCUUUCCGAAACGACACAACGUUACGCCCAUACCCCUGCUCUCCGGGUUCGUACUGCUUGGGCGGGGUCGGCUAUUCCGAGGUCCGUUCUGGCGACUACCUGUACGCCCAGACGUGCCCAGCUGGUUUCUUCUGCGAGACAGCAAGCACCGGGCCAACAGGGAGCGGGCUGUGUCCCAGGGGAUUCUACUGUCCAGCGGGCACGGCCGUGCCCAUCCCUAGCCCGAAAGGGUAUUUCAGCGACCUGGAAGGGAUGGUAUCGGCAUCGGCCUGUCUGCCUGGGUUCUACUCGCCGACAAUCGAGUCCGAGGAGUGCUAUCCUUGCCCGCCUGGAACAACCUGCGCGGAGGACGGAACUUCUGUUGCCGAUAUUUGUUCGCCCGGGACAUACCGUUCAACGCUGGACGAGGAUGGAACUCCCUGCGCAGCAUGCCCUCAAGGGACGUGGUCUAAGAACUGGGAACUCAGGGAGGCUGGAGAGUGCCAGUGGUGUCCAACCGGAGUGGUGUGCUCGGUUGAGGGCAUGGUCAACCCCUGCUCCAAAGACGACCUGCCGACUCCCUUCGAGCCCGUCGUUAGCGUCAACGACAUCCCCAUGCUGGAGUACCUGUACAGCGAGUUUGCGAGGCCGGCGUACUUCAGCGGGUAUGAGUGCCUGCACCUCAACGAUGGCUACGCGGAUGGAACGUUGGACCCGGUCGACCAGGAGUACUUCUUCGGAGAGCUGAUACCGCCAUACAUCGACAAGCUCGGCCGAGGGGCGCACCUACGGCCCACGGAUUCGGACAACACACUGUACCAGUCAGAGGCAAAGUGCUACCGUAACCUGCAGGCCCUCGGAAGCAAGGUUUAUCAGCACAUGCAGCACUACUACGGGCCGCAGUACGAUAUCCAGACGGGCGUUCAUCACCAGGGGUACGGGGACGAGGACUCCUACGACGGUUUCUGGGGCAAGGGCAGCCUUUACAUCGACCUGCCGCGAUCAAGGGUGUACGACGCGAGCUUCAACUGCACCCCAGGGUUCCAGCUGAUGAACAAUGACAGCGUCAGCGCCACGUACGACGACGAGACCAUGGUGUACACAGACCCGGAUCACGACCCUGAGGGACAACGAUUCAUCAACUUGGUCAGCGAUACGUGGUACCCGGGCACGUGUGAGGCCGAUAUCAUCUGCGAUGUGUCGGGCAGCACCGAGGCAGAAGCCUGCCCAGAAGGGUACGUGUGCGAGGAGUCCUCCAACUCCGAGGAGAGCGUGCAUCACCCCUGCAGAGAGGGCUACGUGUGUGACUUCGGCACCACGCCGGAUCCGGAUCUCGAGGCCCCCGAAGGGCAGUUCACUCAGCUUUGCCCGGUUGGCUUCGUGUGCACGGACGCAACAGGCCUAGGACAGGCCUAUCGACAGGUUUGCUACGAGAAUUACUUUUGCCCCACGGGGACGGGGGACCCGCGCACGGGUCAGAUGGCCGACGACGCGGUGAACAGGGGCCUGACGGCGGAACAAGUCAACCCCUUCCUGAACGUGGACACCCUAAAGUACCUCGGAGACGAAGAUGUGCGCAUGGUCAGCGCCCACGACCUCCGCUGCCUGGCCGGCAGCGACACGGGCCACAAGGAACGCUACUACACCCGCUGGCUGGGCGAGAACACAGACCCGCCGAACAGCCUCACGGUGGACUACCUGCGCGUGGCACGCGAAGGAAAGCCUCCUUACACGAACGAUACGUCCCUUACGUCGAGCUCGGCCGUGCGCGACCGAGCGGGCGCCGGAGGGCUGGACGAUGCGGGCACCUACCUGGACGUGGAGGGAUACGUGCGGCCGUCCGUUAUAAACGAGGCCAUUGCCAUGGACUUGUCGUGCGCGCGUGAUCACAAGUGGAGGCUCGUUAGCAUGGCCAUCGAGCGGCAGGAGUGCAAUUGCGUGAAUCAGAUCUACGUCAUUGCCGGGGUGUACCGGCUAUGGCGGUGCUCGGGAGGAGAGCUGGACGAUCUCGGUAUCGCCAGCAUCCACGAAGAGUACAACGGCGGACGAGACUUUUGGUUCGAGCGAGAACAUCUUAGCUCCAAGGUUUGCGAGUUUCAGGGGGCGUCCACCGAUGGUGAUGGCAACAACGCGGGAUUAGGGCUGAACCUCACCUACGGAGCUAUUCCGUACGACCCUGAUGUGUCGUCUGUUUGGGAGCUCUCGGCUGGCGCACUCUAUCUCAACACAUCAGUGGGGCUAAGAGCGCAGUUCACGUGGACAGAGUCUCGGGAUUUCUUGACCUACGAAAACUUGAAGCGGGCGGUGGAAAGCGAGUACGAAAGCGAGUACGAGCAGAGAGUCGCCGGCAGUCGAGACGCGAUGGAUCCGUACGUGUAUGACCUGUACCAGGCCGUGCGCUACGUUGAAGAGUUCGGGGAGAGACUGGAGGAUCUGGUGUGGAUCGACGAAGAAGGUCUUCCAGGGAGACUAGACAUGUGUGAGUGCGAACGACUCCUCCACUGUCCGAACGGGACCAUCUCCGCGGCAGGCAGCGAGAACAUUUACAACUGCGAGGCCGACGGGAGCGUGCUGCGAAGGCUCAACGCCAUCCCUGACCGGUACAUGUUCAGUCCGAACUACUCGGACCACGUCAACAACGGUAGCGCCUUCUCGGAGUUAACGGGGAGGGAUGACUUCACUCUCGGCACCCUGAGACUAGACUCCCUUGAGGUGGCCGUGGUCACGCUCGACCUCUCCGCCCUGUCACGAAACGUCACGUAUGGGCAGCACUAUCAGCUCGCCGUGUACUUGGACUGCAAGCCUUGCCCAACCCGGUACCAGUGCGAAUGGGAGGUAGAGCCUCCCACAUGCUCGACCCCAAGCCUGGACCUUCAGAUGGAAGCGUACGAAGACUGCCUCCAGAAAUAUUUCGUGACAACGUGCUUCGACAACAACGGCACAACGGUUGGAUGUGGCAGCGAAGAAUCCAUUGACUCGUUCGAGAUGCCAGACUGGUACCGCUGCCGGCAGAUUCCCGCCUUCUGCGACGACACGGAGUGGCCGGUUCUCGAAUGGCAGAUGCUCUUCGAUCAGAGUGGAAAUCCGUUGAGCGGGAACGCUCAAGAAGAUUCGUGGUUCUACACCCCAGAAGACCGAGAAGGAGAGGUCUACGAGACCACCCCAGGAUGCUGCCAGUGCGAGUCGCAUAGCUUGCCGCCGUACUUCGAUGACACAUCUGCGGACCAGGGUUAUCCUGAUACGAAGCACAAUUUGAUUAGCUUCUCUCUGACGGCUCUCAAGGAGGUGGAGAUCACGGCUGCCCUCGAGCUGCUUCACGGAAUGUACUAUUCUGACUUCGACAACAUGAUGGAAAACAUCGGAGAGCUCUUCAUCUUCACCCCCGCGAGAUCGGACUAUAAGCCCCUGGAACCGUCGCGAAAGUCCUUCUUCUUUCUGCUCGCCAAGGAUGACUUCACGGACUUGCAGCUCCCGUUCAACCUUCCAAAAGAACACGUGCGCGUGGCGGCGUCGCUCCCCUCGGUGACGGAGGCAGUCUUCGAAAACAAGGUGUUCAUCGACCGGGCCUAUGACAUUGACGUCGCGGACCCUUCAUACUACACCAAGUACGCGAGGUACCUGAAUCAGGAGGCCUUCCUUGCAAACGACAACGCCACAAUCCCCGACUACGACAUCAUUCCGGAGCGCGAGGUUGUCCGACCGGAUUAUGACGAUGUCUUCGAAGACUCGAACUGGUGGGCCUCCGGAGACGACUCCGGCGCGAACACCUUCCUCACCACGCCGUACUUUCCAUUCCUGAGCUCGUGCGCUGGCUACGGAAACCACAUGAGUUUCUCCAAGCUCGUGGAGUCGCAUCCGGGAUGCACGCUGAUUCCGUACGAGCAAACAAAGGCAAUCAACCAGUGGCGAAGCAUCGGCAAGUCUCCAUUUUCGGAUGAGUGCCUUGUGCAGCUUACUUCCGAAGAGCGGUACGACGAUGACGGCAACUUGCUCAUCGCCGAAGAGACUAGGGGCGUCUACCUGGACUGCACGUACGAAGAGGACAUCUCUAUGGCCUCGGCACAGAGAAGGUGGUUCGAAGCUGACGCCGGCACGACUCUCUUCCACGUGACGAAGGAUCCCUUAGACCCGGCGGACUUCGAGGAGACCGUUGACAGCAACGGAGACAUGGUCACUGGUUGGGGGCGGAGUUCAACUUUGGAGAGCUUGUUGGGAACCUACCGUUACGUGCCAGUAGAGGUUUCCGAGGACUAUCCCGGAGAAAAACACACCAAGCCUCAAAACGUUAAGUUGACGAUCAACUACUUCCAGAGGCAGCGCGGGACGAAGCGGAUGGUCGACAUGUUUUUCGAGUUCACCGAGCUCUGUACUACCAUCCCCCCGCUGGAGUACGGCGGAAACGAAGUUCUCCUCGAAACCUUUGCCGCCAAGUCGAUCGAGCCUUGCGAGGUGGACAUCAAUGGCGAUCUGAAGGACUAUGGGUACACCCUGGAAGUGCAGUAUGUGGCGCUUACAUGGAUGGAUCUGGUCAAUUUCUUCGAGUUCGACUGGAUGCUCUACAUGGUUCUUUUCAUGGCGGUCGGUAUUAUUGCGGUUACGGAGGCGAUUAUCGUGUGGGGUAUCAACCGCCUCCUCACCAAGCUCCGACACCCGCCGAAAUUCCACGGAUCGGUGUUGUUCCACAUCGUGUCGGAGGCACCGACGCAAGGGGUGCUACUAGCUUUCGUCCCAGCGCUGCUCACCGUAGCGUUCGUAUGGUGCUGGUUUGCGGAGAACAGUUUCCUGGCGUCUUCGGACCCUGUGACCACGCCUUCGGCUUUCAACUUCGAAGGAAUAACCGGGAGCUGGCAAGACAAUCUUGCUCUUACGACGGACCGCGUCCUGACCUACCGCACCGGCCGGAUCGGAGUGUGCCUGAUAGCCUCCAUGAUCUAUAUUGCUCUCAUCUCCGUCGAGCUGUUCGUGCCGGACUGGUCAGAGGAGAACAAGGCGGAGGCCGAAGCCAACGUGGCCAAGGACAUCUACUACAACGACGAAGACGACGAUCAACUACCAAAAUCUCCGGUCUUCGCGCCUAUGCAGUGGAAGCGUGCCCACCUGCUGUGGGCAUCGCUUGUCAUGCAGGGUCUCCUGGUGGGCAUCUGGGAGUUCUCGUACUCCAACACCUUUGCCACAUACGUGUACCAGUUCAUCGUGGGUUUCAAGAUCGCUCAGAUGUUUAUGGACCUCGUGCUUGAGGGUCUCCUGCGGGAGCUUCUCAUGGUGGCACCCCUCCUCGUGGUAGUUGGAAUCACGGAACAACUUGUCACGAUGGGUGCCGAAGAUUUCAAGGACUUCGUGGUUUCAUUCUUUGUGGAGCUAUCGGUGAUGAUGCUCGAGAGGCUCUACCUCGACCCCGGUACUAAGGAGCAAUCAGCAUUGUGCACCCUUGUGUGCAUUCGCUACGGAAAACGAGUGUACCAGAUGUCAAAGCUGUACCCAAGAUGGCGAAUGAUGUGGAAGAGGCGCUUCUCCCGCCGUCGGCGAAUGACCCGAGAAGAUAAGGCAAAAGAGGAGAUGGCCUGGCGCAAGAUCAAUGAGGAUAUAGAGCUGGAGCGGGAAGGCGUGGAGCCCCUCUUGGACUCCUAUUUCGUGUAUUCAACCGAGGUCCUGGGCAUGUUCAUCAUGCCUGGCGUGAUCUUCUUGAUCAUGGUCUUCAGCCAGCAGACCAAGAUGGCCGAGCUGUACGGCAUCCGCGACAACGAGAUGGGCUACUACCUUGCCUUCGCCUUGGUGAUCAUCCCGUUCUCGCUCAUCAUGGACGUGUUCGUGCUCAACACGCAGGAGCUUGUACACGGGUGGCGAGUGUACGACUACAUCGCGUACCAGAAGUACCGCUUCAGCGUUCGGCAACACCGCUGGAUGAUGCGAAACGAAACCCUCGACGAGUCCAUCGCGGAACCCAUGCAGACCCUGGACUUGCUGUGCUUCAGCUCGCAGUUCUAUUUCAUCAACGCGCUGUUCGCCGUGGGGAUGGUACUGGGGCUAAUGGGGCUCACGAUAUUCUUGCGUUGGGAGUACAGCCUCUUCGGCGACCCUGUCGGGCCACUCAUCUUCGCCGUUAUGUUCCUGUUCGGAGACCUCGUGCAGCAGCUGCUCCGGCGGUUAGCAAAUAUCAAGGUGAAAAGGAUGGGAUGGAGAGGCCUGUGGAUGACGAAAAACAUCGAGGGCACCGUUGAUGACGACAUUGCGGCGAAACUCGCCAUCGGAGAGGGUCGACAGGCUAACCUGGAGCAGGAGCGGCUCGAGUUGCAGGCCCUCAACAGCGAGCGUUUCCGGCAUCGCUUCCUCGAGCGAAACCGGCCGUGGAUCUUGCAGCACCUGACAGAUCUACUCACGCCAAGGACACUACAGAACACAGGGCCAGACGGGAGACCAGCUGUGGAGUACGUCCGUGAUGUCUAUGCAGAGCUGAUGGGUAUGGGGGAGGGGGUGCGGAGACCAGGAGACCGGAGCGACAUUUCUUCUGACGAAGAGGACGAAAUGGAGGAACAACGCCGCAACUGGCCUCGAACACCACUCGUCGGAGCCUCCUUGGCGAUCGCUCGGUUGUGGCUUUCCAAGGCUAGGAAGCGCCGGUCGUUCUGGAAGUUCGUUGCCGGCAUCGUGCAAAACAACCAGGCGGAACACUGUGCAAUUUGCGAAUGCGCGGCGGGACAGCAGGGCCGAACCCUCGCAGUGUCCUUAGCUCUGGAGGGCAAGGCCGACGCAUACGCGAUCGACCGCCUCAUCGCAGGUUUCGAGGAGCUGUACGGCGUGGACGAAAUGGAUGCUAACCUGUGGAAGGCAUACUUCCGCGCCAAUGCCGAGUACAUCACGAGGUGCUCCAAGUGCACGGACCGAUUGGAGCAGGAGCGCCUUAAGCGGUUGGCCAGAGCACCGGGAGCAGACCGGGCCACGCGAAUGGACGAUAUUUCCUCAGACGAAGACGAUGACGAGGCGGUAUUUGAUGCCGUAGUCGUGACAAGAACUAGCCCCGAGGGCAGAAUGAUGUCGAAGUGGCUCAAUGCGGCACGCACGAAGCUGGGCGGCGUGCACCUGUUCCCGAAGCCUGAAGCUAAGGCGCAAAUGGAGAGAUACGUUGAGCGCAUGCGAAAGCGAAAGCUGCAAGGCGGCAAGCAGGACAUCGCAGGUACGAAAGAGGAAGACCCGCGUACCAAGGACUGGAUAGUCGAACUCAACGCGGCUUCCAGGGCGCUGGCUGUCCGAUGGCUGCGAGCGGCUCGAGAAGGAUUGGACGGUAAAUUCCGUGCCCGAGGAGAGAAGCUACGUGAAGACGUGCACUCGACGGCCGCCUUGAUGCCGCCAGAGGACGAUUGGUUCUUCGGAGCAGAGCUACGGCUGGAGGGACAGGCGCUGAUGGACGUAGGUCAGUCGAUCGAGGACGACCGGAGGGCCCUGGAGGCGGAAGGGGCGGUUAAGAUCCGCAAGAUAGAGGUGGACUUCGAGCACUUCGAGAAAACGACUCGGGCCGAUAUGGAAAAAGAUCGCAAGGCUUUCGAGCACAAGAUCAACGUGGAGUCGGACGCAGUCAACACCGAAGUGGAGCUGAGGACUCGGGAGCUUCUCCGACUUCGGGACGUGAAGCAGCAAGAGCAAGACGUUGUGGAGACGAGGCUGAAAGAGGACGAAGGAGGAGUACCCUCGGCCGUCGCGGAGGCUCACCGCAAACAGCUAGAAGACAUGGACGACGUCGUGCGCAAGGAACAACAGGCACGAGAGAAGAAGUGGUCCGAAGAGGAGGCCGGUAUGCGGUCCCAGUUCGAGCAACGAGAGGCCCUCACAGAGCAGACCGUGGUCGACCGCAAGGUGCUUGCUAGCAACAAUAUCAUCCGCAUCAACAAGGAGACCAGGCAGAAGAUCAAAGGGACCGAGACCGAGUGGCAGGGCCGAGCCUCCAAGUGGUUAGCCACCGCAAGGAGAAAGGUGGAAUUGAAGCAGACAGAGGAUGCGGAGGACGCCGAACGCGCGAAGCGCAGGCGGUGA